This is a messenger RNA of Cornus florida, 1537 nucleotides long. RefSeq lists its product as uncharacterized. The coding region runs from base 48 to 674 and encodes 208 amino acids. The transcript has 3 exons. Lineage: Eukaryota; Viridiplantae; Streptophyta; Magnoliopsida; Cornales; Cornaceae. The record is from RefSeq and is a predicted model, not a curated record.
AUGGCUACUCUACUGUUGGUUGCUCGAGAAAAGUUAACCCUUUGAGCAUGUCAAUGCUCAAAAGCAUCAUUGAAGAGAUUGUAGGACUAACUGAAGAUGAAUUCAAAUUGAUCGGAAGUCACAAGAAUGAUAAGUUGGUUGACGAGAUUGUAGGACUAACUCAAGAUGAAAGCAAGUUGCUCGGAAUUAAUAAGAUUGGUAAGUUGGUUCGGUCGCUUAACGAUAUUAAGGCAGCGAUGACGCGGGGAAUAUUGUUGCUCAAAGUGUUUGAGAAGGCUGGUGUUGCUCUUGAAAAAUACAGGCAAUUAGUACAAAGUGAAAUUCCAAAAGAAAAGGUGGUCAACGACAUUAAGGCGCUGCUUGAGAGAGCCGGGUUUGUUAUAAACGACAAAGAUGUUGAUUUAAGUGACAUUGACUGUGAAAGUGAAAGUAUCAAAGAGGCAACGGAAGAAUUAGGUGAUUGGUUGAUUUCCACUUCAAGUGACUCAUGCUUCAAAGGAAUUUUCCAGAAAAAAUCCAUUAGGCUUUGUUUGAUUAGAUGGAAUCAACUAGAAAAGAAAGGAAAGAGAAAAUUUUUAAAUUUUUUUAGAGUUUGGAUAGAUGGAAAAAGAAUCGUAAUAGAAAAUAUAGUUUCCCACAUUAGACUAGUUUCCCCCAAAACUUUUCUCACAUAAAACACGAGGAAAUAAUAUUUUCUCUUGAAAACUGCUUCUUUUUAUUUAAAGUUCCUAUUUUAUCCAACAACUGAAUCAUGUAAAACAACUAACUUCUUUCUUUUCUAACUGAGUUUCUUUUCUACUGAGUUUCAAAGAGGCAAGUUUUCUAACAAUUUCUAUUUUAGUGGACUUCUAAAAGGCAAGUUCUCUCUAAACAUGUUCUUUUGCAAUACUAUUUGGACGAUUUUUUUUUUUGGGUUCCAAAUAUAUACAUUGUAUUUGAUAUAUAUAUAUAUAUAUAUAUAUAUAUAUAUAUAUACCCCUCUAUUAUAUAUACAUAGAAUAAUAUAUGUUUUGCUUUUUUGUGUUCUCUAGUUGAAAGCCCAUGAGUCCAUGAGCCCAAAUUUUUUAUUUUUUAUUUUAUUUUUAAGCCUCCUUAUUCCUUUUAAAUGAAUAGUUAGUUUUACUUCUAUGGUUCUACCUAAGAAGUCUUGAAGUAUUGUUUUAUUUUAUACAAUAUAAAUGAAUAUAAAUAAUUAUAUUAUUAACUUUAAUAAUUCAUCAUUUUUUUUAAAACUUUGAUAAAAAUAGAUAUCAUCAAACACAAAUUUAUUUAUUUUUUUAGUAUUUGAAAUCAUAAGGGUAAUUUUGGUAUGCACAAUCACUUUCUUUUCAUUUUCAUGCUAUCCAAACUAACAAACUAAUAUUUUCAUACAAUUUUCUUGAAUAAAUUUUCAUGCUAACCAAAUGCUUGAUAGAAAAUAACUUUUCUUUUCAUUCACUUCACUUUUCUUUCAUUUUUCAUUUCUUUUCUUUUCUUGCUUAGUUCUAUCUAACCAAACGGAGCCUUAAAGUAGUCUGAUUUUGUUAUGUUUUGUUUU